GUACAGUGAGUUUAGCUAGAUUUAGGUUUACUAAUCUUAAAAUCUAGUCUAACUAAAAUGAUUGUACGUGGGUUGUAGCAGCUAUUUAUUAGAUCUAGGCCUAUUCCAUCUUCUUAAACUUCAAAAAUAAACUAAACGAACAUAGAAUGUCAUCUCUGGGAAAACCUGAUAUAGUUGAGGUGUCAUGGAAAAAGCUCCAUUUAACUCAAGCAGCAAGACAAGCUCUUAUGUCUUCUAUAAAAAUUGCUAUUGUUUUCAUAUUUCUCUUUACAGACAUGUCAUAUUCUGUGUUUUCAAAUCUUUUUUCCUUGGCACAUCCCAUUUUUUGGUUUAUUGAAUUGUCAGUGGCCAUUCUACUGAUAUUCCAGAUUAUAAGUAAUGGAAUGCUACUGCUUAGAUACUUUUGGGUUUAUUUCUUUGGUUCUGUUGUAGAUGUUACAGAAAGUCAGCGGCGCCUAAUGGCUAUUUCUAAGACAGAUAAAAGUUUCCACACCCCUACAAAAUCUUUGUCCAAUUCUCCUUCGACAUCAACACCCCUGAGCUAUAAUCAGUCCUGUAGCUAUAAUGUUGGAGAUAUCUCACCCCAUCGUUUGAAUGCAAGUUUUACAUCACCUCAGUCAGGCAGAUACCACACACCUUUACAACACUCUACAUCAAUGGUGGCCUCAUAUGGAUCACGGCUGAGUUCUUCCUCGUUGCAUAACAGCUAUACCAAUGCCAGCUUUAAUUCCUCUCUUGAUAGGAGUAUGAACCACUCUAGUCUCUCACAGACUUCAAGUCGAUAUGAUAAUGAUAGAAGUAGUCUAAGAUCAAGAAGAUCUUCAUCAGUUCCAAUCAAUCCAAAAUCUUCAAAAUACAAGCGCAUUACUGAUGUGGAUACGUUGCAUCGCUACAUUAAUGAAGAGGAAGAAAAAGAGAAUAACAGAUCACAGGUAUCACCUGAAAGUCCAAGUUCUGGGUUCACAUCUUUUUGGAAUUAUGGACCUUCAAACCCUCUAGAUUUCUCACACAUCCUGCGUCGGUUUACCUACCAACUGUCCCCAAGGUCACCAGCAGCUCCUUCACUUAACAACUCAGUUGACCAGAUCAGCAGUAAAGGUGUUGGAGAGGUUUGGGCAAGCUAUGGGGUCACAGAAGAUGACCUGUAUGUUUGGACAGAGAAACUCAGAAAGUGGCUUAGUUUCACAAUUGUAUCAAGAUUAAACACAGAAAUAGAUGAGCUAAAUGCAGUUUUACAGAAGAUUGGAUGUGAAGACACACAAAUUGGAGAUGUUGGGGUUUCAACUUUAAAGCAACUGGCGCUCACUAAAGGACCCUAUGUGCCAACAUUGAACUCAAUAGUCCCAUACUUAGAAUUCACUGCAAAUCAAGAAUAUUUACGCAGCAGAAUCAGAGAACUUAGUACUGGCAGCAUGAGUGCUUACACCUGGGACAAAGGUGGCAACUAUGGUAAACAGUGGACAGAACACCUGCCUACAGAUGCUGCUUUGGUGAUGCACUUAUUUUGUAGCUACCUUGACUCUCGUCUUCCUGCUCAACCAAGAUAUCCAGAUGGCAAAUCGUUCACAUCACAAAACUUUGUCAAAACACCAGACAAGCCCAGUGUAGAUCGUAAGGAUAACCUGCAGAUUUACCAUAGCAGCAUCAACCCUCCACACUUUCAAGUUGUCAUCGGGUCACAAAUUUAUAAUUUGUCUAAGGGGAGAAACAACAUGUUCCAUUCUAUUCUUCUGUUCCUGUAUCAUAUUAAAAUGAAAGAAAGUGGCAUGCUUGGGCGGAUUAAUCUUGGAAUGUCAGGUUUAAAUAUGUUGUGGAUAUUUGACUGAUGCUGAUUUUUAGAUAUGUAUAUAAAACUGAUGUUUAACUUGCCUUUGAAAUGUUUCAAAUCUAGGCAAAACAAGUUACAUAAGCUGAGUUUUUAAACUAUGAAUAAAGAUAUUAGGAUUUAUUCAUUUUCUUACACAGUAUUAAUUAUAAUCAUUAACUACUAAGAUGGUAUCGGAGAUAUAAUUUAAAAGUUUUUUAAUCAAUCUUAAUAUAGAUUAAGCAGAUUUACUUCAACUUUAAGUUAGUAAUUUUAAUUUGAUUAUUUUACUAUUUUUACUUUUGUUCUCAUCUUUAGCAAAAUAUAUGAUACUGUUAAAAAAUUUUUUGAAUAGGGUUGAAUUUGAUGAUAAAGAUAUAGCUCUCUGAAGAUCAGAUCUCUGCUUAUGUUUAGUAUCUGGACCAUCACAUUGUUUAUACCAUUAAUUUUAAGCCUCUUUUUAAACCAUUGACAAUGCUUAAACUUGUAAAAAUAAUAAAAGUACAAAAUUUUAAA
Messenger RNA from Physella acuta, 2320 nucleotides. RefSeq names its product transmembrane protein 209. Gene Ontology annotation, cellular component: membrane. NCBI's taxonomy places the organism in Eukaryota, Metazoa, Mollusca, Gastropoda, Physidae. The record is from RefSeq and is a predicted model, not a curated record.